UGUGGCGGUGUGUGAUGUGGGGGGUGGGUCUCUGCGCGCAUGCGCUCUGCGCGGCCCGGCUGCCCCGGGAGCCGGGGGUGCCCCGGGGCGGGGGGUGUGCGCAGGGCGGGGCCGGAACGUCUUUCUCCCGGGCCCCGCCAGGGCGGGCCCAGUUAAGCGCCGCACGGAUCAUGGCCGCAGUCGCACGGGGCCAGGUCUGUGCCCGAAGGCUGCUUCCUGUCCCUUGGCUUCUGUUGGGUCCCAGAAGAUGUGCCUCCACCAAUUUCAAGGCUGCGGAUCUGCAGCUGCAGAUAACACAUGCGCCUCAGAAGAAGCCCAAUGCCCGCGAGCCCCUGGUGUUUGGGAAGACGUUUACUGACCACAUGCUCAUGGUGGAGUGGACGGGGAGCAAGGGCUGGGGACAGCCCCGCAUCCAGCCCUUCCAGAACCUCACGCUGCACCCGGCCUGCUCUGCCCUGCAUUACUCCCUGCAGCUCUUCGAGGGCAUGAAGGCUUUCAAGGGCAAGGACCAACAGGUGCGCCUCUUCCGGCCGUGGCUCAACAUGGAGCGCAUGCUGCGCUCGGCUAGACGUCUCUGCCUGCCGAGCUUUGACAAGUUGGAGCUGCUGGAGUGCAUCCGCCGCCUCAUCCAGGUGGACAAGGACUGGGUGCCCGAUGGUGCUGGCACCAGCCUGUACGUGCGGCCCGUGUUCAUCGGAAACGAGCCCACCCUGGGUAUCGGUGGUGCUACGCAGGCCCUCCUCUACGUCAUCCUGUGCCCUGUGGGCUCUUACUUUCCUGGAGACUUUCUGACCCCUGUCUCGCUCCUGGCUGACCCCACGUUCAUCCGGGCCUGGAUGGGGGGCGUCGGUGACUACAAGCUGGGAGGGAAUUACGGGCCCACGGUGUUUGUGCAGCAGGAGGCCCAGAGGCGGGGCUGCGAGCAGGUGCUGUGGCUCUACGGGCCUGAGCACCAGCUCACCGAGGUGGGCACCAUGAACAUCUUCAUCUACUGGACCCACGAGGACGGGGUGCUGGAGCUGGUGACGCCCCCGCUGGACGGCGUCAUCCUACCCGGGGUCAUCCGGCAGAGUCUGCUGGACCUGGCUCGGAGCUGGGGGGAGUUCCGGGUUGUGGAGCGCCAGGUGACCAUGAGGGAGCUGCGGCGCGCGCUGCAGGAGGGCCGCGUGCGGGAGGUCUUCGGCUCUGGCACCGCCUGCCAGGUGUGCCCGGUGCACCAGAUCCUGUACGAAGGCCAGCACCUCCACAUUCCCACCAUGGAGAAUGGGCCGGAGCUCGUCCUCCGCUUCCAGAAGGACUUGAAGGCGAUCCAGUACGGAACGAGAGCGCACGAGUGGAUGCUCACGGUGUGA
Messenger RNA from Ochotona princeps (American pika), 1352 nucleotides. RefSeq names its product branched chain amino acid transaminase 2 (gene BCAT2). Gene Ontology annotation, biological process: L-leucine biosynthetic process; L-valine biosynthetic process. Bases 15 to 1352 code for a protein of 445 amino acids. The record is from RefSeq and is a predicted model, not a curated record. NCBI's taxonomy places the organism in Eukaryota, Metazoa, Chordata, Mammalia, Lagomorpha, Ochotonidae. Gene Ontology annotation, molecular function: branched-chain-amino-acid:2-oxoglutarate transaminase activity. The transcript is spliced from 11 exons. Gene Ontology annotation, cellular component: mitochondrion.